Messenger RNA from Eleginops maclovinus (Patagonian blennie), 10412 nucleotides. It is a transcript of the gene scn8ab, whose product is annotated as sodium channel, voltage gated, type VIII, alpha subunit b. The coding region runs from base 194 to 6112 and encodes 1972 amino acids. NCBI's taxonomy places the organism in Eukaryota, Metazoa, Chordata, Actinopteri, Perciformes, Eleginopidae. The record is from RefSeq and is a predicted model, not a curated record. Gene Ontology annotation, biological process: membrane depolarization during action potential; neuronal action potential; sodium ion transmembrane transport. Gene Ontology annotation, cellular component: plasma membrane; voltage-gated sodium channel complex; axon. Gene Ontology annotation, molecular function: protein binding; calcium ion binding; voltage-gated sodium channel activity. The transcript is spliced from 28 exons.
CAUCAAUUAUGCAGGGUAGCCGCACGCACUGGGAAGGAAGAUAGCAGCAACAAUAUGGCGACAGCCGUUACUCUGGACUCUUUUCUACAUCUGCAGUUCAUUGACAGCUCUCUGGAUUUGUGUUAAUGUGGAAAAAAAGCUGGAUGUCUCUGAUGGAAAACUAAUAAAGGGGGAAUAGCUGCAGGAUGAAAACAUGGCCGCACCCCUUAUGUCACCCCCAGGACCUGACAGCUUCAAGAAAUUCACCCCGGAGUCACUCGCUAACAUCGAGAAGCGUAUCCAAGAGGAAAAGAACAAGAAGCCACCCAAACCCCGAUCGGACAGUAGUCACCGUGACACGUCUGAUGAAAAUGACCCCAAGCCCAACAGUGACCUGGAGGCUGGGAAGAGCCUGCCGUUCAUCUACGGCGAUGUUCCUAGAGGAAUGUCGGGCGUACCGCUGGAGGAUUUGGAUCCAUACUAUCAGAACCUGAACCUGAAAACAUUUAUAGUCCUCAACAAAGGGAAAACACUCUUCCGCUUCAGUGCCACGCCCUCCUUGUACAUCUUAAGCCCUUUUAAUCUACUUAGGCGAAUAGCUAUUAAGAUUUUGAUACAUUCGUUAUUCAGCAUGAUCAUCAUGUGUACGAUUUUGACCAACUGUAUAUUCAUGACAUUUAGUGACCCCCCGGAGUGGUCCAAACAAGUAGAGUAUACCUUCACAGGUAUCUAUACGUUUGAGUCACUCACAAAAAUUGUUGCCAGAGGAUUCGCUAUAGAUGGGUUCACCUUUCUCAGAGACCCAUGGAACUGGCUGGAUUUCAUGGUCAUCUCAAUGGCAUAUAUAACAGAGUUUGUGGACCUUGGGAAUGUCUCGGCGCUGAGAACGUUCAGGGUUCUCCGAGCAUUGAAAACAAUUUCUGUCAUUCCAGGCCUGAAGACCAUUGUGGGUGCUCUGAUCCAGUCUGUGAAGAAGCUGUCGGAUGUGAUGAUCCUGACCGUCUUCUGUCUCAGCGUCUUUGCUCUGAUUGGACUGCAGCUCUUUAUGGGGAACCUGCGGCAGAAGUGUGUGAUCUGGCCAAUCAACAUGACUGAGCGCUACCUGGCAAAUGGGAGCAGGGGCUUUGACUGGGACGAGUUCAUCAUGAAUGACACUAAUUUCUACUUCCUUCCUGAUCAGCUGGAUGCUCUACUAUGUGGAAACAGUUCUGACUCAGGACGGUGUCCAGAAGGCUUUAUGUGUAUGAAAGCUGGAAGGAACCCCAACUAUGGUUACACCAGCUUUGACAGCUUUGGAUGGGCUUUCCUCACCCUCUUUCGCCUCAUGACCCAAGACUUCUGGGAAAAUCUCUACAUGCUGACUCUGCGAGCUGCAGGAAAGACCUACAUGAUCUUCUUUGUGCUGGUCAUCUUUGUGGGCUCCUUCUAUCUGGUGAAUCUCAUCUUGGCUGUGGUGGCCAUGGCUUAUGAGGAGCAGAACCAAGCUACUAUUGAGGAGGCGGAGCAGAAGGAGGCUGAAUUCAAGGCCAUGCUGGAACAGCUCAAGAGGCAGCAAGAGGAAACACAGGCUGCUGCCAUGGCGACAUCUGCAGGCACGGUUUCAGAGGCUGCGUUAGAGGAUGAAGGAGGAGGGCACUUGUCCCGCAGCUCCUCUGAGGUCUCCAAACUCAGCUCCAAGAGUGCAAAAGAGCGUCGCAAUCGCAAGAAGAAAUGGCGUCAGAAAGAGCAGGAGAAAGAGAAAGGAGACAGUGAGAAGGUUGUUAAAUCUGAGUCAGACGAUGGAAGCAAGAAAAGCACCAUUCGCUUCCCUGGAAGCCGGCUCGGGAGGAAGACCUCCAUUAUGAACCAGUCACUACUGAGCAUCCCAGGCUCUCCCUUCAUGUCACGCCAUAACAGCCGCAGCAGCAUCUUCAGCUUCAAAGGCCGUUCCAAGGACAUGGGCUCAGAGAACGAGUUUGCAGACGACGAGCACAGUACAGUAGAGGAGAGUGAAGACCGCCGAGGCUCCCUGUUCAUCCCUUACCGCCGCAACAGCUACAGUGGCUACAGCCAAGGCUCCUCCCGCAUCCACCCGCUGGCACCCCAUUCUGGAGGGAAGAGGAACAGCACAGUGGACUGCAAUGGCGUGGUGUCUCUCAUCGGCCCUGGGCCCGGCAGACGGCUUCUGCCUGAGACGACUGAUGUGGAGAUUAAGAAGAAGCACUCUGGCUCUCUCAUGGUUUCUGUGGAUCAGCUCAACUCCUCCUUCAAAGGAAAGGACCGUGCCAACAGCCAGAUGAGCGUCGUCACCAACACACUCCUAGAGGAGCUGGAAGAGUCUCAGAGGAAAUGUCCUCCCUGUUGGUACAAGUUUGCCAACGUCUUCCUGAUCUGGGAGUGCUUUCCUAUGUGGCUGAAGAUCAAACACAUAGUCUACUUGAUUGUCAUGGACCCAUUUGUUGACCUGGCCAUCACCAUCUGUAUUGUUCUCAACACCCUUUUCAUGGCCAUGGAGCACUACCCCAUGACUGAACAAUUUGAGGGUGUCCUGUCUGUUGGUAACCUGGUUUUCACAGGCAUCUUUGCUGGAGAGAUGUUUGCCAAGCUGGUUGCCAUGGAUCCCUAUUACUACUUCCAAGAAGGCUGGAACUGCUUUGAUGGCUUCAUCGUGACUCUGAGUUUAGUUGAGCUGGGACUGGCUGAUGUGGAGGGUCUGUCAGUGCUCAGGUCAUUCCGAUUGUUGAGAGUAUUCAAACUGGCCAAAUCGUGGCCCACCCUCAACAUGCUGAUCAAGAUCAUUGGCAACUCAGUAGGAGCUCUGGGUAAUCUGACCCUGGUGCUGGCCAUCAUCGUCUUCAUCUUUGCCGUGGUGGGCAUGCAGCUGUUUGGCAAAAGCUACAAGGAUUGUGUGUGUAAGAUCGCCGUGACCUGUGAACUGCCUCGCUGGCACAUGCACGACUUCUUCCACUCCUUCCUCAUUGUGUUCAGAGUGUUGUGUGGCGAGUGGAUUGAGACCAUGUGGGACUGUAUGGAGGUGGCAGGACAGACCAUGUGCCUCACCGUCUUCAUGAUGGUCAUGGUCAUCGGAAACCUGGUGGUGCUGAACCUGUUCCUGGCCUUGCUGCUGAGCUCGUUCAGUGCUGACAACCUCGCUGCAACAGAUGACGACGGGGAGCCCAACAACCUCCAGCUCGCUGUGGCCCGCAUUAAGAUAGGGAUUGCCUGGUUCAAGGUUCACAUGCGAAUAUUGGUGGCAUCAGUGCUCAAAAAGCCUGAAGAAGAUGAACAGAAGCCUCUGGAUGAAAUGUAUGAGAAGAAACUCAACUGCAUUGCAAACCACACCGUGGACAUCAACCGUGAACUGGACUAUGCUAAAAAUGGCAAUGGCACCACCAGUGGCAUUGGGAGCAGUGUGGGAAAGUAUAUGAUUGAUGAAGACUACAUGUCCUUUAUCCACAACCCCAACCUCACCGUCUGUGUUCCUAUUGCUGUUGGCGAGUCAGACUUUGAAAACCUCAACACGGAAGACUUUAGCAGUGAAUCGGAUGUGGAGAACAGUAAAGAUCUGGAUGACACCAGUUCGUCUGAGGGCAGCACAAUAGACAUCAAGCCUGAUGUGGAGGAGGUUGCAGUGGUGGAGGUUGUCGAGGAGUAUGUUGAUCCAGAAGCUUGCUGGACAGAAGAGUGUAUUGCCAAAUACAAGUGCUGUGAUGUUCCUAUCACUCACGGCUGGGGAAAACACUGGUGGUUCCUGAGGAAGACCUGCUACCUCAUUGUAGAACACAACUGGUUUGAAACCCUCAUCAUCUUCAUGAUCCUGCUCAGCAGUGGAGCACUGGCCUUUGAGGAUGUGUACAUUGAGCAGAGGAAGACAAUCAAGAUCAUUCUGGAGUAUGCAGAUCGAGUUUUCACCUAUAUCUUCAUCCUGGAGAUGUUGCUGAAAUGGGUGGCUUACGGCUUCGUCAAGUACUUCACAAAUGCCUGGUGUUGGCUUGACUUCUUCAUUGUGGAUGUGUCUAUAGUCAGCCUUAUAGCUAAUGCGUUGGGCUACUCCGAUCUAGGUCCGAUUAAAUCACUCAGGACACUGAGGGCCUUGAGACCCCUCAGGGCCCUGUCACGUUUUGAAGGGAUGAGGGUUGUGGUGAAUGCCUUGGUGGGUGCUAUCCCCUCCAUCAUGAAUGUGCUGCUGGUGUGUCUCAUCUUCUGGCUCAUCUUCAGCAUCAUGGGUGUCAAUCUGUUUGCUGGAAAGUAUUACUACUGUUACAAUGAGACUGCAGGGGAGAACUUCCUCCCUGAGGUCGUCAACAACAAAACAGAGUGUUUCGCGCUCAUCAAUUCAAACGUCAGUGGAGUCAGAUGGAAAAACGUCAAAAUCAAUUUUGACAAUGUGGGCGCAGGAUACCUGGCACUCCUGCAAGUGGCAACAUUCAAAGGCUGGAUGGACAUUAUGUACGCCGCAAUAGAUUCUAGAAAGGUGGAGGACCAGCCGGUCUACGAGGACAACUUGUACAUGUACAUCUACUUUGUCAUCUUCAUCAUCUUUGGCUCCUUCUUCACCUUGAACCUCUUCAUUGGUGUCAUCAUUGAUAACUUCAACCAACAGAAGAAAAAGUUUGGAGGUCAGGAUAUCUUCAUGACAGAAGAGCAAAAGAAAUACUACAAUGCAAUGAAAAAACUAGGUUCAAAGAAACCACAAAAACCAAUACCCAGGCCCCAGAACAAGAUCCAGGGCAUGGUGUUUGAUUUUGUGACGCAGCAGGUGUUUGACAUCUCCAUUAUGAUCCUCAUCUGCCUCAACAUGGUCACCAUGAUGGUAGAGACAGACGACCAGACAGAAGACACAGAGGAAGUGCUUUACUGGGUCAACUUCAUCUUCAUUGUGGUCUUCACUUGCGAGUUUGUAUUGAAGCUCUUUGCGCUACGUCACUACUACUUCACCAACGGCUGGAACAUCUUUGACGUGGUUGUGGUCAUCCUCUCAAUUGUGGGAAUGUUUCUGGCCGAUCUGAUCGAGAAGUACUUUGUGUCACCAACACUCUUCAGGGUGAUUCGUCUGGCUCGUAUCGGCAGAAUCCUGCGUCUCAUUAAAGGGGCCAAAGGAAUCAGAACUCUACUGUUUGCCCUCAUGAUGUCACUUCCUGCUUUGUUCAACAUCGGUCUACUACUUUUCCUGGUUAUGUUCAUUUUCUCUAUCUUUGGCAUGUCCAACUUUGGCUAUGUGAAACACGGGGCUGGAAUCGAUGACAUGUACAACUUCGAGACCUUCGGCAACAGCAUGAUCAUUCUCUUCAUGAUCACCACGUCAGCUGGCUGGGACGGCCUGCUGCUGCCCAUCCUCAACUACCCUCCGGACUGCGACCCCUUACUGGAGAAUGCUGGGACCCCCGCCACCGGAGACUGUGGCAACCCUUCCGUGGGAAUCUUCUUCUUUGUUAUGUACAUCAUCAUCUCUUUCCUCAUUGUGGUCAACAUGUACAUCGCCAUCAUCCUGGAGAACUUCAGCGUUGCCACAGAGGAGAGUGCCGACCCGCUCAGUGAGGAUGACUUUGAGACCUUUUAUGAGAUUUGGGAGAAGUUUGAUCCUGAUGCGUCUCAGUUCAUCACCUAUGCCAAGCUUUCUGACUUUGCUGAUGCACUUGAACACCCGCUCCGAGUCCCUAAGCCCAACACCAUUGAACUGAUCGCCAUGGACAUGCCCAUGGUGAGUGGCGACCGCAUCCACUGCCUGGACAUCCUGUUUGCCUUCACCAAGCGUGUGCUGGGUGACAGUGGAGAGUUGGACAUGCUGAGGCAACAAAUGGAGGAGCGCUUUGUGGCAGCCAACCCCUCCAAGGUCUCUUAUGAGCCAAUCACCACCACUCUGAGGCGCAAGCAGGAGGAUGUGUCAGCCAGAAUCAUUCAGAGGUCUUACCGUGCCUACCUGGCGAGGCGGGGUUUUGUCUGUAAGCGCAAACGAGUCAAUAACAAGGUGGAGAAUGGCGGGAACAAUCAGGAACAAGAAAAGAAGGAGGGCACUCCCUCAACUGCCUCCCUGCCCUCUUAUGACAGUGUAACCAAACCUGACAAGGAGAAAGAGGACGACAACAAUGAGGACAAGGGAGGGAGGAAAGAGAAGGGAAGAAACCAAAAAGACAUCAGGGAAUCUAAAUGUUAGAGCGUUGGAAUAAUAAUCACAGUAAUAACAAUAAAAAUUAUAAUAAUGUAACUUCAAGCAAAGCGAGAGGAAACUCACCCACACAGAUGUACAGAUUAUUUCAUUUGCAAGUCAGAAAAAAUAAUACUCAAUAAUUUUGUUUACAGACUUCAUUCUUAUAUUGAUGCAGAGGGAAGCAGCUUGGUCUGUUACAGCUUGAAGACUCUUGAACUUCAGUCAAACCAAACAUAAUCAACAUACUAUGUGACAUUGUUGUAUCUAGACUACUGAUCUUAACAAAAGGGAAUGAAAAACAGACAAGGAAAUGUCUGUGUCUGCUGAAAGGCAGAUUGCUCACUUUACCACUGCUCUACAGAUAAGACAAGUAACUCUACACCAAGAGGUAGAAUGAAAAAACACUAAAGGAAUUCAGCGCCUGGACGCAGUAAUGGAUUCCUAUGGAAGACAGUGUUGUGAAGGAAAAACAAGGAUGCUGCUGCUGCUUGACGCUGAAGAAUUGUCUUCUUAAAGCAGCCAGUGAGUGCUAAUAUGUCAUCUAGUACUGAAAUGUGUAGAGGAGCAAAAUGACACACUCACUCUAUAAGAUCAAACAGAAGGAUGACUGAUGAGUGAAAGACACAAAAUGACAGAGAGCGUUGGAAGUACUUUUGCGUUUUAUUAAAGCUAGAAAUUGUUCAUUUGAGCAGCAAAAAUGCAAACAGACAAAAAAAGAACAAUAUUCAACAUUUUGCCCAUGUCACUUAACUCUUCUACUCAUUUUAUCUUUGUUAUACCCACAUCAAAAUGUUUUUUUUACAUGGGCUUUCACACCAAUUGGUUAAGGAUCUGUUUAUUAUGGGGUCAACUCGGGCCAAGGGCUUAUAUUUACUCAGAAAGAUUUCCAAACAAAUACAUAAAUAAUUGUGCUUGUUCAAUGCAUAGAAAUGACUUGCAUGAUGGCAUGUUUUGAUCAGAAAUCUUGCAUGAAUUAUCAUAGUCCACAAGACACUAAUACUCAGACCACAGCAGUGGCUCGACUGUAAGAUUGAGGCAUUGUCACAAUUUGAAAGCUCAGAGUUCAGAGUCAAUUGUUUAACAAAGAUAAGUGAUAUUGGGGUUGAUAAUCUAAAAUGGAUCUGAAUUUUUAUCUCAUUACUCAACUUAUUUCAAAUGUUUAAAUUGUUGCCUCUAUAGACAGAAGAAUGGAAUAUGUUGGUGAAUAAUACCGCCACAGUGGAUCAGUGGGUGAAAUCCAAACAAUUUAUUUGCUGCUCUGGAGAUUUUGAGUGUGUAAGAUGUGGAAACGGAUGUCUGUGUGUUUCAUGGGACUGAAGUGUUUGUUAAUUUGGACUUAAAUGUUUUCAAGGGUGCAACACUUUGAAUCUAAAAUGCUUAUAUUUAUAAUUUGUAUGCACCUAUGUAAUGUUCCAUACCAUCUGCCUUUAGUUUUGUGUGAGCGGGCAUUUUGGGAGUCCUACUGUUGGUUAUAAGUGGUUUGUGGGGAUUUCACAGGUAUGGCAAACUCCUUUCUAUUUCUGAUGUUUCUCUUUGGGUGGUGAGACCUUUCUAGAAGAGCUGAGAAUGGUGUUGAUUAUUGUAUUGGCUAUUGUAGCUUAUCUGUUUGUUUAUUUUAUUUUAUUCCCUGACGUAAUUUUCAUGUUUUGGUUGGUAAUAAGUCUUAUUUUACACACUUUUAUAAGCCACAUCUAUGAUGACGAUGAGGGAAUCGGUCUUGGAAAAUAUUUGUUGGUUGUUAGUCGUGUGCUAUUCUGAUGAGGAACGGAAAAUGAUAGCUGGGUGAUGAGAACAUUGUGUGUGGAGAAGCCAAAGAGAUCUGCCUUGUUAUCCCUUGUUGCCCCUUUGUCCAUGGAGUGGGAUUGGGUGAAGUAUGCCCUGCCCAUUCAGUUUUUUGCUGUCAUUAUUAGACAGAGAGACCCUAGAAAUGUAUGCAAUGCUUGAAAAAUUCAUCCCUUUUUCUCAGGAGAUAUUAUAGAUGUACUAUUAUGAGCUCUGCAACAAAAUGCAAGUGAAUGUGAUGGGAGUAUUUAUGAAAUCAUGUUUUACUCUUUUCUGUUUUAUGCCAUGUCGAUGGACAAUGAUCUCGACAGCCGCCCGGUCAGGGGCCAGUUUGGCGCUUCCUGCUUAUGACGCUUAGAAUUAUAGGGCUAGAAGCAUCUCAGUGAAACAGCAACAUUUCGCUCGCUUGUAUUGGCAGCGUUUUUAUUGAUAGCAGAUUACAUGUGUGGUUAAGUCAUUAUGGACUGUAGUCUGGUCUCAAUUGAUUUGGAUAAACAAAAUGUUAAAGUUCACCCCCGAUAGCAAUCGCAGAUAUAGGAAACACUGUGAGGAGAUGUCAUGAGAGUGAAUUGGGAUAUGUUGGUUUAAGAAGCACUCUUAAUUCUUCCUGAAGCAGAAGCAGUGUGCUCAGAGGAUAGGCCCCAGAUUACAGUAGUUAACAAGUGCUCUGAGCCUCUUAUUUGCUAUUUUACCCGUCAUAUUGCUCUAUUGCAUUACAAAUACCAAAUAAACUACAGAGCACUGGAUGCAUUCUAAUGGUACUGUGAGCCUAAGCACCACACCACAGCUUUUGCACUUCCUGUUGUGCAGUGAUGUCACUUCCUGUUGAUGAUUAACUCCCUCAUCCGUUCUCAAGUUUUAUGGUCCAGUUGCUGCAUGAGAUCUCCAAAAUCAGUGUGGGUGUUACCUUGAACCAAAUAAAACUCUGAAUGAUAAGCAUAAAAGCAAACGCCGUCCAUUUUCUCCAAGAUCACCAUGGUUACAGAAAGAAACCUAAAAAAAAUAGACACACACAUCCAUUUUGGAAAGAAAUGUUUAAAAAAAUACAGUUCAGGAUAUGUUCUAUGCGACACAAACUGCGAAGAAUGGACUUUUUAAAGAAACUAUAAAUAAUGUAAUAUAUUUUAUUUUAACGGCAUGUGUAGUUUUUUGUAAAUACAGGAUUACUUAAAAAACUACAGCUAUUAAUCUAACACUAAAUAUUAAUAACCGUAAAUAGAAUGGCUUCCAGCUGACACCCCUUGUCACACUUGUUAGGCUGUGACACAUUUGUUAGAUGGAGUAGAUUUUUUUGAGUCACUUUUCACAAAAAAGAAGGGAGUAAGCUAAAAGAAUCUAUAUUAAAAAGCAGAAAUUGUAUUUAAAAGUGUAUAAAUCAAUACAAACAUAUACAGAGCUAUAUUACAUAUAUAUUAUAUAUAUAUAUUCUACCGUAUAUAUAUAUAGUAUAUAUAUUCUCCUGUCCACUCCUUGCAUUGAGGUGAUACCAGAACCACAGAGUUUAACUGAUCAUGCUUCUUUCUUUGUGUGGUAUGUUCAGAGAAUAACCAAAACUCUGGCCUGCCCAGGAUUUCUGCAUACUGGGUACCAGCGUACAAUGCAUGGUGUUGUACUGGCUGCUUGCUGAGAAUUGUGGAGCCUGCCUUGGUGAGAGGAUUGCACUACCAGCAUACCCUUUUGUACAUGUGUGAAGAUGUUUUGCCCCUAGUUUCCUAUAUUGUACUCACAGAGAUAAUACAGACACAGACAGACACACUCACUGCCGUUUACAGGCAACGGCUGGUUAACCAGUGCGCCCCAGUAUAAGCUCACUUUGUGUGACUAAUUUUUGCUCGUUUCAGCUCUAACCCUCUUCCAUGUUUCCCCCUAACACUGCUGCAGUUUGGAGUUGAUCUUUAAUUUUGCUGUCACUUUCAAUAUGAUAUAUCUAAUGAUUUAAGGGUUAGUUGUCUUAACUGUCUGUGUGUUUGUUUAUGGUGCAAUAUCUCUUAACGGCACGUGCCUUUUUAGCUUCCUAUUUAGUCAGUCGAUAAAAUCAGCAAUGAGGAUCUCAAAAACCCAUGGGAGUGAAUCAAAAUGGAGCACGAUAGAAAUGAUGUAUUGAGUUCAAAAUUAACUUGUAAACUGAAAACUCACCACCUAGAAUAGACUGUCUGGACUAACAUCUUGUAGAGUCAUGUAGUACAAGUGCUCUCUCUGUGUGUUCUGUUUACCGGCUCUCGGGCUAGUAAAGGGAACAGCUUGCCUUCUGUUUUACACUUCUGUUCAUUUCCAAAUGUUGGGUUACCAAUCGGUAUACGAGGCCAUUCUUUUGUAGCAUGACUGAGAUAAAUUUCUUUUCUUUCCUGAAAAUAGGCUAACUGAAAAAAAAAUCUUUUGACUGUCAUUAUCUCUUGCCACUAAUACAGUCAGAGAGAGGACGUGUGUUGCACAACCACAUGGGACGAUUAAAUGAGAAUCAGUGAAAGAAUAUCUUCAUUUGAGCACGAAUCUAUUUCCAAACAAUAAAGCAGCCUUCCAGUUA